AUGUUCCAUGGCUUAGAUGAUAAUGAUACUGACAACAAUGAGACGUAUGUUGUAUUCAAAGGCUCAAGCAUGAGGAAAAUACCAAAUCCAAGAAGAUUAAUUAGUGGUUUAUUCCCUAUACUACGAUGGUCACGGAGUUACGAUGUAGGACAGGCAGCAGGGGACUUAAUAGCUGGUAUUACCAUAGCCCUCACACUGAUACCACAGUCGAUGGCCUACGCUUCGCUCGCUGGCUUCGAACCUCAGUAUGGGUUAUACGCUUCCUUCAUUGGAGGUUUUGUGUACGCGCUGAUGGGGACAUGCCCUCAAGUGAACAUAGGACCUUCAGCGUUACUGUCGCUCCUCACAUUCACAUACACAAAUGGAACCAACGCUGACUUUGCAGUACUUCUUUGCCUGAUGGCGGGCAUUGUUCAACUGGUAGCAGGCUUUGCGCAACUAGGUUUUCUAGUGGAGUUUGUGUCACUGCCGGUGGUAUCAGGCUUCACAUCGGCCGCAGCUCUCACUAUUGCUUCAGCACAGAUAAAGGGUUUACUCGGAUUAAAGUUCAGUGCUGACACGUUCAUGGAUACGUGGAAAAAUCUAUUUAAGCAUAUUGGACAAACUAGGAUGCCUGACACUUUGCUCAGCUUGUCAUGUUGCAUUGUACUGAUGGGACUGCGGUGGGUCUCACGCACAUCAACAGACUAUAAGGGUAAAGUAACACCAGGUCUUCCGACACCUCAACCCCCUGCAUUUGAAACAAUAGUAGGGAACAGAACUUAUACUGCUGGCCAAAUGUUGUCGCACCUCGGCACAGGUCUUAUCAUUGUACCAAUGAUAGGAAUAUUAAGUAAUGUCGCCAUUGCUAAGGCGUUCGCUAAAGGGAAAACGCUGGAUGCCACGCAAGAAAUUGUGGCGCUUGGAUUUUGCAGCGUUAUCAGCUCUUUCUUUAGAUCGAUGCCGGUAAACGGUUCCUUUAGCCGUAGCGCUGUAAGCGAAGCGUCUGGAGUAAGGACACCCGGAGCCGGACUUUAUACAGGCGUAAUAGUAAUCCUGACAUUGGUGCUGUUGACACCAUAUUUCUACUUCAUCCCUCGCGCCGCACUCGCAUCAGUCAUCGUUUGCGCCGUGCUAAACAUGGUGGACAUAGCUAUUCUUAAAAGAUUGUGGAAAACUAGUAGACCUGAUUUAAUACCUCUGUUGGGCUGUUUCGUCUGCUGUCUCGGCCUUGGCAUCGAAGUGGGUUUAAUAUGUGGCGUAGGCUUUGAUGCUAUUCUACUUUUGUAUUAUCAAUCAAGACCACCAUUGGAUGUCAAGUACGUUAAUGAUGGCAUUCUACCACCGCACUACGCAAUCCGCCCAGUCGGUGGCCUCAGUUUUGCUGGUGCCGAAAGAGUUCGCUCCAAGUUGCUUGCAUUAAAACGCCCGAAAGAAAUCCCAGUGAUACGAAUCACAACAAUAGACUCUCUAACUGUGUUGCCUGAUAACAAUAUGACAGUAAAUGGCACUGCCUUAACUAAUGACGUUGAAGCCAGUGCAGUGAGGCCGGCUGAAGUUCUCAUUAUAUAUUGCGACUCUUUGUAUAGGUUGGACUAUACAUUUUCACAGAGCUUAAAAAUGUUGGUUAUUGAUUGGCGUAGAUCAGGAAGAGUUAUAUUUUGCAAUGUGAAACCAGCAGUAAAGGAACAACUCAGUCAUGUGCUGCAAGAUGCUAUAUAUUGCGACACUGAACAAUUGAGAACUUGUCUUGCUAGUACAAUUAACGAACUACACAAUACUUCAGAUACAGCUUUGUAG
This is a messenger RNA of Arctia plantaginis, 1779 nucleotides long. Lineage: Eukaryota; Metazoa; Arthropoda; Insecta; Lepidoptera; Erebidae. The record is from the annotation of a GenBank genome assembly.